Cherax quadricarinatus is the source of this 5266-nucleotide messenger RNA. RefSeq names its product splicing factor 1. Gene Ontology annotation, molecular function: mRNA binding; zinc ion binding. The record is from RefSeq and is a predicted model, not a curated record. NCBI's taxonomy places the organism in Eukaryota, Metazoa, Arthropoda, Malacostraca, Decapoda, Parastacidae. Gene Ontology annotation, cellular component: nucleus. Gene Ontology annotation, biological process: regulation of mRNA splicing, via spliceosome.
AGCGGCCAUUUUGUCCUGACGGUCGAUAUGAGUCGGGGGAGGCGAGUACACUGCUAUUUUUUUUAUUUUUGAGCGUCUAAGAAGAUCCAACGUUAGCGCUGGACAGUGGAACAAGGACUAUAGUGGCAGAAGAUGAGUGGAGCAAAUAGCACACCAUUAGGAAGGAUGAACCCAGCUAUCGGAGCUGGAAAAAAGCCCGCCCCUACAGGCUUGUCUCUCUUGAAGCCCAGCUACAUGAGUUCAGGAAGCUCUAGUGCAUCUUCUGCAGCCACUGCUGCUGCUGCAGCAGCUGCUGCAGCAGUCUCGGCACAGAUUAACAGCAGCCAAAACUCCGGAAAGAGGGAAAGUGACUCCAGCUAUGAAGCAGAACAAGAAGAAAGGAAGCGACGUAGAAAAUCUAGGUGGCAGGGCGAUGAGAAAGACAAGACUUUCAUUCCGGGCAUGCCGACGGUGCUUCCCAGCAAUAUGUCCAAGGAUCAGGAGGAAGCAUAUUUGCUGCAGCUGCAGAUUGAAGAAUUAAGUCGACGUCUCCGCUCCAACGAUCUGGGCAUCUCUCCUAAUCCUGAAGACAGGUCUCCAUCACCAGAGCCAAUUUACAACAAUGAAGGAAAGAGGCUAAACACCAGGGAGUACCGCACUCGGAAGAAGCUGGAGGAUGACCGCCACAAUUGCAUUACGAGGAUGAUGAGCAUCAAUGCUGAUUAUAAACCACCUGCAGAUUACAAACCACCAGUAGUGAAGGUUUCCGAUAAAGUGAUGAUUCCACAAGAAGAGCACCCGGACAUCAAUUUUGUGGGACUUUUGAUUGGCCCUCGUGGAAACACACUGAAAGCCAUGGAGAAGGACACAGGUGCAAAAAUAAUAAUUCGAGGCAAAGGAUCUGUAAAGGAAGGCAAGGUUGGACGCAAGGAUGGUGGACCAAUGCCAGGAGAAGAUGAGCCUUUGCAUGCAUAUGUUACAGCCAGCAAUCCAGAGAGUGUUAAGAAAGCUGUUGACAGAAUAAAGGAAAUAAUUCGGCAAGGUGUUGAGGUGCCAGAAGGUCAAAAUGACUUGAGAAGGAUGCAGCUUAGAGAGCUUGCACUUCUAAAUGGCACUCUGCGUGAGAAUGAUGGACCAAGAUGCUCCAAUUGUGGAUCUAAUGCUCAUAAAUCAUGGCAGUGCCCAGACAAGCCAAAUGUAACAAACAACGUAGUGUGCACAAGUUGUGGUGGAACAGGUCAUAUUGCCAAAGAUUGUCGGCAGCGACGUGGUCCUGGUGCUCCUGCAUCUGUUGAUAGGCAAAAGAUAGAUGAAGAAUAUAUGUCUCUUAUGGCAGAAUUGGGUGAAGGUCCUCCGCCUCCUCAAAAUAAUGAUCGAAAUAGUAAUCGACAGACAGCCACUCCAACCACCAGGAGUCUCUUUGAUCGUCCACAAGGGGCUCCACGUCCUCUAAUGGGCCCACCACCUCGUUCGGAACCCCAGACAAAUGUGAAUAAUCAGUUCAGCAGCAGUAAUCCAAACCAGGGAGGAAUGAAUCAACAGAAUUCUUGGAAUUCAAAUCAGAUGGGAGGACAAGGUGGUCCACGCCCCUUGUUGGCAAAUAAUAGUAAUGGUCCUCCUAAUCUGAAUCAUCCACCUCCAGGAAUGCCAUGGCAACAGCAACAGCAGCAACAGCAACAACAACAGUCACAGCAACAACAGGGCACAAACAGCUUCCAGGGUGUACCACCCCCAAAUUUGCUGCAGGCACCACCACCACCACCACCACCCACAACACAGAAUGGACAGCAGCAGCAACAGCAGCCAGGUUGGAUGGGUCAGGCUCCACCUGGCCCACCAGGUGGUCCGCAGGGUCCUCAAGGCCCAGGAAAUCAUGGUGGCCCCCAUGGUGGGCCACCAAAUGGUCCACAUGGACCUCAUGGAGGCCCUCAUGGUGGGCCUCAUGGAGGACCACAUGGAGGGCCACAUGGAGGUCCUCAUGGAGGUCCUCAUGGAGGUCCUCAUGGAGGCCCUCAUGGUGGGCCACAUGGUGGACCUCAUGGAGGACCACCACAUGGUCCCCCUCCACAAAUGAAUCACUGGCAAGGACCUCCUCCAGGUCCUCACCAUGGGCCUCCUGGAAUGGGUUGUCCUCCUCCUGGACCAGUACCACCACCCCGCCCAGUGGGACCACCCCCAGGGUGGGGUUGGAAUGGUCCACCACAGCCAGUUGGCCCACCUCCUCCCCCCCCUCCUGGAGGCCCUGGAGGUCCUGGUGGACCUGGGGGACCAGGGGGACCUGGGGGCCCUGGACCCAGGGGACCAGGUGGUGUCGAUUUGGGAGCCCUCCUCUCAGCCCCACCACCACCACCUCCAUCGUAGAUACUUUCCUACAGCAGUACAAAUGAUCCCCUGCCACUGAUUAAUGCCUGCUCAAGGAAUCAAAUUCUUUGUAGCUGUACAGACUUAUGCAUAUAUGUACAAGUAUUUAAAAGGAUGGACAGUGGCUCCUCACUUUCAACUUCAUUCCAUAAUGAGGUCUAUUACUGGGAGUACGGAACAUUUAAUGGUGUCUUAGUGGAUGUUCAUAUGGUAGGAUGACUAAUGUUAAGACUUUUUUAUUGUACAAAUCUUUUUAUGAAUGAAUAUUAACCCCUCAGAUUAUUAUUGUUCAUGUAAAGUGCUGUGCCCUAGUUAGGUCAUUCAAGCCUAAUUAAAUUUAUGAUUAUUUAGAAUUUUCAUGCUAGAAUAGUAAAUCAUCUGUCCAGGGGAAAAUAUUUUUGGUACUGUGUGCUAUGUCUCAUUGAAGUGUUGUAGUUUGAUGAUGAACUCGUAUGACCUAUCUUAAAAUACAAAACUGCAUAAGGCACUUGUUUUGGAUGGAAUGCUGGAUGCAUAGGUACUACAGGUUGGUAAUCUUCAAAAAUAAUCCAUACAGAUUGUUUUGCAGUGUAGUGAUGCUUAUCCUGUUUGAAGUUAUGCUCUAAGAAAAAUUAAUGAAAGGUUGAGCAUUUCUUGCUGUAAAUUUAAGGUGCAAUGGACAUUUUUUAAGUGACUAGGUGGAAAAUUAUAUUUCAUGAGAUGUCAAAACUAAGUAAGGGAAGAAAAAUUUAUGAUUGUAUGAAAUAUUUUUUUUCAAUUGUAUUAAUAUACAGUUGACCCUUGAACAACACUGGGGUUAGGGGCACUGACCUCCUGCAGUCAAAAAUCUGCAUAUAAUUUUUGACUGCACAAAAACUUAACUACUAAUGGUCUACUGUUGACUGGAGGCCUUACCGAUAACAUAAAUAGUCAAUUAGUACAUAUUUUAUAUGUUGUGUGUAAUAUAUACUGUAUUCUUAAAAUAAGGUAAGCUGGAGAAAAGAAUAAUGUUAAGAAAAUCAUAAUUAAGAGAAAAUACAUUUACAAUACUGAAUUUAUUGAUAUCUUAAGUUUACAUAAUCUGUUUACAUGAUGAAUUGUCUUGUCUGUCAGUACAUAUAUCAUUAUUGUCUUAAUGAUACAAAACACUGUAUACAUAUUGCUAGACAAAAAUGAAAAGAUAAUUUGAAAAAGAAAUUCAUAUUUAUUUAUAAUUUAAUAUUGCAUCUUUAUAUAUGUUGACACUUCUCUCAACUGCGAGUGGAACAUGUAUGAGCUGUAAUAAUAUAAUACAGCCUCUCCUCGCUUAGCAAUGUACUCGUUUACCGAUGACUCAGAGUCACGACGGGCUCUCAGACCAGUAUGCAUACCUAAAUAAUGUAUGUAUAUUAGAGCUGAUUUCCUCUAUUCUGUGGCUUAGCACUUCUUUUUGAUUAUAAUAAUAAUCCUCUAUUCUGUUUAUUACAGUAUACAGUACACUAUUGUAUAAACAUUUAAAAAUGUUAUGAAUGGUGUAAAGGUGACAUUAAAACAAUAUCAAGAUGGUUGACACAAACCCACUACGAUUAUAGUGUGUAAGUCCGACGACUCGGACUUACAACGGGCUUUCUGACCAGUAUGCAUACCUAAAUUAUGUAUAUUAGAGCUGAUUCUCUAUUCUGUUUAUUACAAUAUACAGUACACUAUUGUAUAAAAAUUUAAAAAUAUACUCGAAAAAUUAUAAAUGGUGCAAAGGUCUCAGGAAUGGAACUCCGUUGUUAAGUGAGGAGAGGUUGUAUUUUAUUUUUUUAUUAACAUGCUGACUGUUUCCCAUUGAGGCAGGGUGACCCAAAUAAGAAGAAACACUUUCAUCAUUGUUUAUUCCAUCACUGUCUUUCCAGAGGUGUGCCUACACUAGAGUUAAAAAAAAAAGACUGCAACAUAUCAACACCCCUCCUUCAGAGUGAAGGCACUGUACUUCCCACGUUCAGGACUCAAGUCCAGUUUGCCAGUUUCCAUGAAUCUCUCUAUAAAUGUUAUUUUGCUCACACUCCAACAGCAUGUCGAAGUCAUAAAACCAUUUGUCUCCAUUCACUCUUAUCUAACACUGGUUUAGCGCUUCUUUUUUAUUAUAAUAAUAAUCUAACACGCACACGUGCUGGAAGUCUAAGCCCCUCGCAUACAAAACCUGCUUUACCCCCUACUGUGGCUUCCUUCCACUGCAGAUUUGUAUGCUCUCCAAAUCAUUCUAUUUCAUUCUGGCCUCUGAAUGUUUGAACCACCUCAACAACCCCUCAGCCCUCUGGAUAACACUUAGUAACCCUGCACCACCCCCUAAUUUCCAAACUACAGAUUCUCAUUAUAUUCAAACUGCAUUUUGCCCUCAGAUACAUUAUUAUAUUGACCCUUGUGGGUUUAGCAUUUAAUUAUGAUUAUAAUUAUAUUCAGUGGGGAAGUGGAAAAGAAGUAUUCCUCUGUAAACUGUGUGUGUUGUAAGAGGUGGCUAAAAUGCUGGGAGCAAGGGGCUAGUAACCCCCUUUUGUAUAAAUUACUAAAUUUAAAAAGAACUUUAAUUUUUCUUUUUAGGUCACCCUGCCUUGGUGGGAUAAGACCAGUUCCUUUUAAAAAAAUAUAAUGUGAUCCUUUAUUGACAACAUUUCCGAAACGUUGUCAAUAAAGGAUCACGUUAUACUGCUUAAGUGUUCGUAUUUCCAUUGUGUCGGUAUUUUAUACCAUUUAUUUAAAAAAAAAAAAAAAAUUGCAUCAUUGUGUUUACCUUUCUCAACUGUGACUGGAACAUGUACGAUCAGUAAUAAUAAAUUAUUACGUAUAUUAUAUGUAUUAUAUUGAAAAAAUCCGUGUAUAAAUGGAUCCAUGCAGUUCAAAUCCAUGUUGUUGUUGGGUCAACUGUAGUAAAAAAAAAUAUAAAAUAUUUUAAGUUACAAUGUAAAUAAAGCACUGACAAAGA